UACCAUCACGCAUUCGCUCAGCCUCGUCGCCUUCUCCCCUCUCCUCUCUACUGGUGCCGAGACGCCAGCCCCAAAACCCCAGCAAAAAUGGAGGGAAAAGUGCUCGCCCUCCCGCACUACCGAGCGCGGGUUGGCUCGCCUAUCCUUCUCUCAGCGGAUGCCGGCUCCGCCGCGCGCAGGGGCUCCGGUGCGUCCGGGAGGAGUAGGGUCUCGAGGUAUGAUGCGGAAGCUCCUCCAGGCAGAGCGGGGAGGGGUAGGGUUUGGAAGCCUGAUAAUCCAGAUUCUUCACCUCGCCGAGCAGGGAUUAGUGGGGUUCCAAAGCUUAAUCCGAACGUUUCUACUAAAAGAGCAGGGAUGAGUAAGGUUCCGAUUAUUAAUUUUGAGGUUUCUCAUCACAGAGCAGUUGCAGCGGUGAGGUUGCUAAGAGCUGAGAAAGGCAAAGCAUUUGUCGACCUUUUGAAUGAGAAAGGAAAUGAUUCUGGAGAGAAUGAGAUGGGUUAUGUAGAAAGGACACUAGGGUUCAGUACACGGCAUUUGGAUGACAGGGAUAUAAGAUUGGUUACUGUCAUAGUAGCUGGAACUGUACGUUGGAAACGCUACCUUGAUUAUCUUAUCAUGUCACUCUGUAGUGAGGAGAAGGUGUUCAGUGAUAUGGAACCGCUGCUGCUGCAGAUAUUGCGAAUUGGCUUCUUCGAAAUUCUCAAACUUAAUGUACCAGCUUAUGCCGUCGUUGAUGAGAAUGUAAGGCUUGCGAAAGUAGCUUUAAGGCCUGGUGCUGGGAAUAUGGUGAAUGCUAUUCUGCGUAAGCUUCUAUUACUGAAGGAGACAGACUCUCUUCCUCUUCCAAAGAUAGAAGGCGAUGACCGUGCCCAAGCUCGUGCCCUUUCCAUAAUUUAUUCUCAUCCUGUUUGGAUGGUGAGAAGAUGGAUUCGUGUUCUUGGGAAAGAUGAAGCUCUAAAAUUGAUGAAUUGGAAUAACAGCGAUCCUUACUUCAGCCUAAGGGUGAACACAGCGAGUGGCUAUAUAAGGGCGGAUCUUGUUGAACGAUUGGAAGAUUUGCAGGUUCAUUACGAGAUAUCAAUUAUGGAUGAGUUUGUCCGUAUUCGGGAGGGCAUGCAGGCAGUCUUACAAGCCGGAUUACUGAAAGAUGGCAUGUGUGCUGUGCAGGAUGAGAGUGCAGGUCUUGUUGUGUCUGUGGUCGAUCCACAACCUGGGGAAACAAUCAUUGAUUGUUGUGCUGCACCUGGUGGAAAGACAUUAUUCAUGGCAUCUCGGUUGUCAGGGCAAGGGAAGAUAUGGGCUCUUGACAUAAACAAAGGCCGCUUGAGAAUUCUCAUGGAGGCAGCAAAGUCACACAAUCUUGAUCAUAUGAUCACUGAUAUCCAUGGUGAUCUUCGAUUACAUGCUAAGGAAAGCACUGUCAAAUAUGACAAGGUAUUGUUGGAUGCUCCUUGUUCUGGGCUGGGAGUCCUUUCCAAGAGGGCAGACUUGCGCUGGAAUCGGCAAUUUGAAGAUUUGGAGGAGUUGAUGUGUUUGCAAGAUGAGCUCCUUGAUUCAGCAUCAUCGUUGGUAAAACCUGGUGGUGUACUAAUCUACAGUACAUGUUCCAUUGAUCCUGAAGAAAAUGAGAACCGAGUUACUUCUUUUGUUCAGAGGCAUCCGGAGUUUAUCCCACAGGGUGUACAUGGAUAUGUUCCUGCACAAUUCGUGACAGAUGAAGGUUUCUAUUCCUCAAAUCCAACUAAGCACUCUCUGGAUGGGGCAUUUGCUGCUCGUCUUGUUCGGUCAAUGCACUAGGAGUCCUACAACUAGAUUUGGAGGGCAGGAAAGCUACCUGGACAAUUGGUUGGUGAUUUUUUGAGAAUGGUAACCACUCCUUUGCAAAUAAGGUGGCCUCCCAAAGAGCAUAGAAAGUGAGUACCGAGCCUCCAUCGUCAGAAAGGUACACACUUAGUUUUUCGGUUGGGUAAUUGUAUGCCAUGACCGAUAGGACGGUGGAGAUGACAAGACUUGGGGGCUCUGAGUGUGGGUCUGCAGUGCAUACGAAGAUAUCCACGCAAGAUAAAGGAGGCGGUGUCCCCAGACUCUGCAUCGACUGAUGCAUGCUACCAUAUUAAAAAAUAGAAACCCUUGUGCUGCACGCAAAGUUCAAAAGCAUAAAACUGUUGUUUAACUUGUUAACAGAAAGAUAGUGCUGUUCUUUGGCCUGUGCCACUUUAGCCAACAAAAUGCUGGAUCUUUUGGGUAAUGUAGAUUAUCAGUGAGCAUAGAACCCUUUUGUGCAUGCAAUUUCAAGAGCAUAACAUACUUUUGUUUUGUUAAAUGAAGAAUCGUCAUGUUCUCUGUAUUGUGCCAUAUCAGAGGUGGCCAUAGAAAAUGCUGGAUCUAUUGUAAUGUAGAUUCUUAGUGCAGUUAAGUAUUAUGUGGUGUGAA
This is a messenger RNA of Brachypodium distachyon (stiff brome), 2433 nucleotides long. RefSeq names its product probable ribosomal RNA small subunit methyltransferase B. Gene Ontology annotation, molecular function: RNA binding; rRNA methyltransferase activity. Gene Ontology annotation, biological process: rRNA processing; regulation of DNA-templated transcription; RNA methylation. The record is from RefSeq and is a predicted model, not a curated record. The transcript is spliced from 24 exons. Bases 88 to 1797 code for a protein of 569 amino acids. Lineage: Eukaryota; Viridiplantae; Streptophyta; Magnoliopsida; Poales; Poaceae.